Symbiodinium pilosum is the source of this 342-nucleotide messenger RNA. The record is from the annotation of a GenBank genome assembly. Lineage: Eukaryota; Dinophyceae; Suessiales; Symbiodiniaceae.
AUGCAAGACCGCAACCCAGCAUGGGAGGACCUGAAGACAGCCAUGUCCAUGGUUGCAGAAGCUGCGUCCGCCCAGUAUCCAGAGCUGCACCAGAUUGCAAUCGAGCUCCUCAGAUCCGUUGCCAGCCGUGCGCGUGAGAGUGGCGGCAAGUCGAUUGCGAACUACGAUGUCCUCAUCUUCAGGGGCGAACCUGCGGACCGGAGGAGGAGCCUUUCUGUCCGCCUGGCAAGCGUGCGCAGAGGUCGGGGCAAAGUGCGGGAGGCAGCUCCAGGGGCUGAGAGGGUCUUGGAAAUGAUGAACAAUACGCACCACCAUCUUCUGCUUUCAACUUCUCCGUUGUAG